Molecule: messenger RNA, 1458 nt
Organism: Maudiozyma barnettii
Lineage: Eukaryota; Fungi; Ascomycota; Saccharomycetes; Saccharomycetales; Saccharomycetaceae
Gene: CTF13
Product: Ctf13p
Exons: 1
Coding region: 1-1458 (485 amino acids)
Source: RefSeq, a predicted model, not a curated record
AUGGAUAUAGAGUUCUUUUUAAAUCUUCCAACCGAUUUACGGAAAUCCGUGUACUAUCAUCUGGACGGAUCAUUUACUCAUCUAGAACCACCAUCUGUCGAAGAUUUAUAUAGUAAUAACUCCAUUGAGGUUUUGACUAACAGAAAGAAAAAAACAGCCUUAGAGAAGAUUCUACUUGAGAGACUGUACAGUAUUUACUCACCCUUUAUUGAUAUAUUUGAAUAUAAUCCUGAUAUUGUGAUUAAAUGGUUACAGUUCUCGAUAUGGCUAAGAUAUGACUCAAUCAUCUUGGAUUGUCUUCGGUUGAACCAUUCCUAUAGUGGUUCAUUAAUUGGUCCUAUUGAUUGGAUUUAUUUAGAUACUAAUUUGAAGUUAUCGUAUUUCAAUAGAAAAGGUUUACUACAAGUAUGGUAUACACAAAAUGAAUAUUUUGAUUGGAUAGUUGAUUGUGAACCAUUAGGAAUCACAGAUUUAGAAACCAAUUAUUUUAGGUUGAAUAUGGAACAUUUCAAAUUAUCUAAUAUAUCAAAGGCUUUAAUUCAAUUUGAAAAGAAAAAAUUAUUAAAUGAUAUUUACCAAGUAAAAUUUCAGAUAAUGGAAGAAAAUAUAGAUGAAAUCUGUGAUAUAAAUGAAACAAAAAUAAACAGCAGUAAGAUAAAUACAUCAAACAAUAAUAUUCUAGAUAAUACAAGGGACUCAUUAGGAUCGGGAAGCAGUAGUCUUUAUGUAGAUGAUAGCGAUAAUAAUGAUGAUAGCAAUACUUCCUCUAGAUCAAGAAAGAAACGCAAAACAUACACAUCUGAAAAAGGUUCAAAACAAUUGGAUAUAAGUGUAGUAAAUGUCCUAUCUUACUUGAAAAAGAUGAAAAAGCUUAAUAAAAUCAGUGUAAGAGGAGAUAUAUUAUACGAUGGAUUAAUUAAUAGUCAUGGAAUAAGAGAUAGAAGAAAUAACGCAAUCAACUACUUAAUAAAGAGAAAGAUUGAGGAAAUUGAAGUUUUCCAAAUUUCUGAUUUAACAGAAUAUGGAUUAUCAGAUCUUACAAAGUGGGAUAACUUACAACACUUAUCCUUGAUUAAUAUUAAAUAUUGUGACAUGAAUAUGAUAAUAUUCCCUAAGUUUUGUCAAAUACUUACUUUAAAGAACAUCACAAGUUUAAAAUGGUUUGAUAUAGUUCCUGAGUCUCAGGGUAAUUAUUUCCAGAAUAAUUAUUCCAAAACGAAAUUACCUUCUUUAGAGGAUGAUCAAAAUUUACUCAUAUAUCAUUAUAAAAGAAUGACUAAAUCCAAAAUAAGUUACAAACAAAAAUUAUGGAAAAAUCUAGGGGCAUUAAAUAGGAUUAAUAUUCGACACAUAUCUGACAUUUUAACCGGGAGAAUAAUAAUACCAUUAACAUUACUUUCUGAACAACGCAUUACCCUUUGUGCCUGCCCCGAAAAUACUGAAAUCGUUUGCCUAUAG